GCCUCGGAAGCUGCCGGAACCAAGGUGCUGCGGGAGUUGAGCGAGUCUCGGUGGAAUAUUGUCACUGGACCCAAUCAAGGCCGUUCCGUCUGUGCUUUCAGACGUCCGGGAUCGCUGUUGCUCGGGUGGAUCUUCAGUUUGCAGAAAUACAGGCCGCAGCAGCAAAGGAUGAACGGAGCUCUAGGAAAGGUGCUGUGUCAGAGGAAUGAUACCAUUUUUAAGCAAGCCUUUUCCCUCUUAAGGUUCAGAAUGUCAGGAAAGAAUCCCGUCUGUUCUACAGAUGGCAUUCUGCUGAGUACCAGUCGGCACUAUAAGACAAAGCCAACCCAUGGCAUUGGAAGAUACAAGCACCUAGUUAAAGCACAAGAGUCCAAGAAGAAGAGGGGAAAAGUGGAAGUGAGGUCCAUUAAUUUGGGGACAGAUUAUGAAUACGGGGUUUUAAACAUUCACCUGACUGCAUAUGACAUGGCCCUGACAGAGAGUUAUGCUCAGUAUGUUCAUAACCUCUGCAACCAUCUCUCCAUUAAAGUCGAGGAAAGUUAUGCGAUGCCCACCAAAACAGUGGAAGUGUUGCAGCUACAGGACCAAGGCAGAAAAAUGUCCCUGGACUCAGUUCUUUCCACCCAUGAGCGAGUGGUUCAGAUCAGUGGUUUGAGUGCCACAUUUGCAGAGAUUUUCUUGGAAAUAAUCCAAAGCAAUCUUCCUGAAGGAGUCAGAUUGUCAGUGAAGGAGCAUACUGAAGAAGACUUCAAGGGGAGGUUCAAAGCUCGGCCAGAACUGGAAGAACUGCUGGCCAGGUUGAACUAGCUCAUGGCAGACCCCUUCAUGCUGUGGCACUGGUGAUAUUGAGUGCCAAGGGGAAUAGCAUCCUGGGUGGUCAGAGUUAAGCAGGAGACCCUGACCCUUAGAUAUCAUCACUGCCAGUCCCCACAGCCAGGAAUGCCUUCUCUCCUCUGUGGAGCCUUGCCAGUUGUCACCACUUUCCUAUGAGCCAACCCUAGGUAUCCUCCUAAAAAUAAAAAUCUGCUGCUGA
Messenger RNA from Manis pentadactyla (Chinese pangolin), 1033 nucleotides. RefSeq names its product mitochondrial ribosomal protein L48 (gene MRPL48). NCBI's taxonomy places the organism in Eukaryota, Metazoa, Chordata, Mammalia, Pholidota, Manidae. Bases 169 to 807 code for a protein of 212 amino acids. Gene Ontology annotation, cellular component: mitochondrial ribosome. The transcript has 8 exons. The record is from RefSeq and is a predicted model, not a curated record.